UAGCUCAGUUCACACUAGUUCAGACCUGAACUGCACAACUCUAGCAAAGAAAAUAAAUAAAAUACACUAAUCUAACGAAAUAUUGCACUUGCAAUGCAAUUAAACUAGUUGUGGGAGGAGCAGAGCCCAUCAACUAACGCUAAACACAUCCAGAGCACUGGCAAGUACUCUCGAAUAAAACGACACCAAAGCAGACGCCAUUUUGUCUAUUGGCCGGCUGAUUUGUGAGCUUAGGGGGCCAGAAAAAAAUUCGCAAAAAGUAGUUUCUAAACAUUUCGAGUGUGCAACUAUAAAAUUCUAAGACCCAAAUUUAAGUGUUAGAUAUAUACGCCCAAAUAGUGCAAGAGGGGUAACAAUUGGGACGCAAAGUGAAUAGGAAAAAAUGGUUUAUAGAUUUUUGCAAAUUGUGACCGCUGCUGUGAAGGAAUAUGUAAACUAAACGCAACGCGCCGCGAAAAGCAGUGCAAUCACACAUACACACGAGCGCGCACGGGGCUAUAGCUCUGAUUGAAGCAGGACAAUAAGAAAAGAGACAAGCCGCCCAUCCGCCCGCAGCUCGCGGCCCGCAGCCGGGACCCAUCCCGGGAGCCGCCCCCCGAAUUGUCUCGACCAGCAGUGCCUCAAAUAGCUAACCAGACGACAGGCAACACAGAAACGGAAACGGAAACUAAACCCAGGACUGCCAUAGCCAACCAAAAGCCAAAUAGCCGCCCAGUGCAGACUGCAGUAGGAUUCCAAUCACCACUAGGACUAGAGUUCCCAGUUCCCCACCCCUUGCUCAGCCCCGUUUCACGUCUACGCCCCACCCACGACGACGACAACGAAGACGCUGCUAAGGCAGCCACAGCGCAACAAGAACAACCACAAUGACGUUCGAUACGCGCAGGCAAACCACUGGACAGCCGACCAGCAGCAGCAGCAGCACCUCCACCACCAGCACUGGCACCACAACUACAACAGCCACCACCACUACGAGUCCAGCUCAGAGUACCAUGACGGGAAUGGGGACAACUGGAGGAGCUGGUACGGGAACGGGAACUGUCACUGGCUCAGGCACUGUCCCAGUCACGACAUCGAGCGUGCCGAGCAGUGCGGGAAGCAGCGCCGGAGGUGGUAGCUCUGCCGGAGGUGGCAUGGACACCACCAGCAGCAGCAGCAGCGGCGGCGGAGGCGGAGGCAACAAUCAGGAGCAAACGCCAGCCAGCACAAGUGCAGACGCUGACAAUGUAGUCGGAUCGUCGUCGGUCAGCAGUGUGGAAAGCAUUGUCACAAUAGUGCCACCAGAGAAGCUGAUAUCAUCGUUUCCCACAACCAAACUGCGAUCGCUGACCCAAAAGAUAUCGAAUCCGCGAUGGGUGGUGCCCGUACUGCCCGAGCAGGAACUAGAGGUGCUCCUGAAUGCAGCUAUCGAGCUGACCUUGGCCGGUGUGGAUCAUGACUGCGAGCCGUGUGUGGAGUUCUAUCGGAAUGGACUGAGCACUUCGUUUGCGAAGAUCCUAACCGAUGAGGCUGUCAACUCGUGGAAGUACAACAUCCAUCAUUGCAUCCUGGUGUCCUGCGGCAAGCUGUUGCAUCUCAUUGCCAUACACAUGCAGCGUGACAAUCCCUACCUGCUCGAUCUGCUGGCCAUUGUGUUCGAUCCGGAGAACAAGUUCAAUGCAUUCAAUGCGGCCCGCCAGCCGGAAUGCUUUGCGACGCCCGACUGCAUCUGGGGACAGCUGGACAGCAACAAGAUGUACGCGAGGCCACCGCCAGAGCCGAAGAGUGCACGCGGUUGGCUCGUGGAUCUCAUAAAUCGCUUCGGCCAGCUGGGUGGCUUCGACAAUCUGCUCGAGCGAUUCAACAAGGGCCUGGAGCUGCUGAAGCGUAACCAAAACAAGGUGCCGACCAUCAAGAGUGGAAGCGAGGGUGGCAGCGGCGAGGAUGGCGGGCAGGACAAUCGCUUAACUCUGGCAUUGAUACACAGCCUUUUGCGGCCAUUUGGCCAGUGCCACGAGCUCCUGACACCCGCCACCAUUGCCAAGUACUUUAUGCCAACUUGGAAUGUGGUCCUCGAUCUGCUGGACAGCUUCACCGAUGAAGAGCUGAAGCGCGAGGUGAAGCCCGAGGGGCGCAACGACUAUAUCAAUGGGAUUGUAAAGUCCGCACGUUUCCUGGCCAGUCGCCUGUCCGGCCAGGAGGAGCUGAUACGCGACCUGGAGAUGUUCCGCCUCAAGAUGAUUCUGCGCCUGCUGCAGGUGUCCAGUUUCAAUGGCAAAAUGAAUGCUCUGAACGAGAUCAAUAAGGUUCUCUCCUCGGUGGCCUACUACUCACAUCGCUCUCAACCACUGCCACACUCCCUGCCCGAGGAUGAGAUGGACUGGCUGACGGCGGAGCGCAUGGCCCAGUGGAUCAAGGCAUCCGAUGUCCUGGGCAUAGUACUCAAAGACUCGCUGCAUCAGCCGCAGUACGUGGAAAAGCUAGAGAAAAUCAUACGCUUCCUGAUCAAAGAGCAGGCCCUAACGCUGGACGAUCUCGAUGCCGUGUGGCGUGCCCAGGCGGGCAAGCAUGAGGCCAUCGUUAAGAAUGUGCACGAUCUGUUGGCCAAACUUGCCUGGGAUUUCACGCCCGAGCAGUUGGAUCAUCUCUUUGAGGCGUUUCAGGCCAGUAUGACGACGGCCAACAAGCGGCAGCGAGAGCGUCUGCUGGAGCUUAUCCGUCGCUUGGCCGAGGACGAUAAGAACGGUGUUAUGGCCCAGAAGGUGCUGAAGCUGUUCUGGACGCUGGCCCACAGCCAGGAGGUGCCGCCAGAGGUGCUCGACCAGGCCUUGGGAGCGCAUGUCAAGAUCCUUGACUAUAGCUGCUCUCAGGAGCGCGAUGCCCAGAAAACUAUUUGGCUGGACAAGUGCGUAGGCGAGCUAAAGGCUGGCGAUUCGUGGGUGCUGCCUGCGCUCCGGCUGAUCCGUGACAUCUGCUGUUUGUACGACACGACGCCCAGUCAUGCGCCGCGCACGCAGACGUCCACCAAUCGACAGCAGGUGAUCGAACGACUGCAGAACGACUACUCGCUGGUCAUUCUGGUCACCAACAGCCUCACCGCGUACAUGGAGAAGGUGCGCCAGCUGGUGGCCGAGACGCCUGGCCUGGAGCCCGCUGCGAUACUGAUUGACAAUCGGUUUCCCCAUCAGGCGCAAAUCUCGGAGCGCCUCGAGUUCCUCAAGUUCCUGCUGAAGGACGGGCAGCUGUGGCUGUGCGCCGAUCAGGCGAAACAGAUCUGGCACUGUCUGGCGGUGAGCGCGGUGUUUCCGUCGGAUCGUGAGGAGUGUUUCCGUUGGUUCGGCAAACUGAUGGGCGAAGAGCCGGAUCUAGAUCCAGGCAUCAACAAGGACUUCUUCGAGAACAAUAUCCUGCAGCUGGAUCCGCAUCUGCUCACCGAGAGCGGCAUCAAGUGCUUCGAGCGGUUCUUCAAGGCCGUCAACUCGAAGGAGGACAAGCUGAAGGCCAUCCAUCGGGGCUAUAUACUGGACAACGAGGAUCUCAUUGGCAAGGACUAUCUAUGGCGUGUGAUAACCACCGGCGGUGAGGAAAUUGCCAGCAAAGCCAUCGAUCUCCUGAAGGAAGUGUCCACCGCACUGGGUCCCCGCUUGUUGGAGAACAUUUCCGAGUUCCAUGAGAUGUUCAUCGGCGAGUGCUGCUCCCGACUGCGCACUCACUACGGCAACAUUGUGAUUCUGGGCAACACGCAGCUGCAGGAGGCAGAGGAGAACGAUCCCAACCACCAGACGGAUAAUUCGAACGACUCGAAGGACACAAAGAUGCGGUUCAUCGAAGCCGAGAAGAUGUGCCGAAUCAUCAAGGUGCUGCAGGAGUAUAUCAAGGAGUGCGAUCGCUCGUUCAGCGGCGACCGCGUCCAUCUGCCACUCAGCCGUGUGACGCGUGGCAAGAACACCAGUCUGUACAUCCGGUUCCAGUAUACCGGGCGACCCAUCGAUGACCAGGAAAUUGUGACGCACAGCAACGAGACAGUGGCGGCCUUCAAGCGGAAUCUACUGAAGCGCAUCAAGGGCACAUCCACCACCAAUUACAAGGUGGAUCUUUUCUACACCAACGGGGAGAUGAUCGAGGUCUCCGACGAGAUAAAUCCCCUCUACCAGUACACAAUACGCGACAAGAUGAUCCUCACCGCCAAACUCACGCAAGUGGGCACUGGCCUCUUGGCCAGCAGCCCGGACUCCUCCAGCGACUCGAGCACCGGCUCACCCCCACGGCCCUGCCCCGAUAUGCAGCGCGUAGAGUCCGAGAGCACCCUUCCGGGUGUGAUUAUCUCGCAGAACUACCAGUACACGGAGUUCUUUCUGAAGCUCUACCAGCUGGGCAGCGAACUGGAGCACGGUCGCCUUCGGGACAGUGCCAAGGUGUUGCUGCAUUUGCUACCCUGCGACAGACAGACCAUGCGGCAGCUACAGCUGAUGUGUCGAGUGCCCAAGGGUGUGCCAGAGAAGGCGCCAGUCCCUAAGGAUGGGGAUGCGGCAGAUGAUGAGAAGGCAGGCGAGACUGAUGGUGUGCAGGAGAGCUGCACGCCGGAACAAAUGUUUCUGCAUCCGACGCCCGCCCAGGUGCUGUACAAUCUCAGUGUGCUGCAUGGCUUGCUGAUACCCGCCCUGGAGCCGCUGGGAGAGUCGGCGCUGCAGAUACAAUCCGCCUGGAUGCACUCGGGAUGCGCCCACUUCGUGCUGGAGCUGCUGACCAAGAAUAACUUUCUGCCCAACGCCGAUAUGCACACGAAGCGCGCGUCUUUCCAGUGUGUGCUGCGGCUGGCCAAACUGUUCCUCUACAUUGUCGGGAGCGUGUUGUCUCGCGUCGGCGACGAGCCGAUGAUCUGCGACUAUGAUAACGGUGCCCGCUCACAGGUGGACAUACUCAAGCAGAAUUUUUCGACCACCCCGAACAGUUCGCAGGGCACGCUUCGAGCCAUUUCGGCCAAGCUGGCGGUAAUGCUGGCCCGCGAGAUGCUCUCCGCCAGCCAGGAGGGCGAACGCUGUCGGGCGCUCUUCAGCUCCACGCUGCAGUGGUCCUGUCCGGACAUCUCCACCAUCAAGGCGGUGGUGCAGCUGGCAUGGGCCUCCUCAUGCGGCAACUUACAGGCUUUGGGCAGCAACAGUAACGGCUGUGACUUUGAGGAUGAGGUGAUCGUGCCGGACAGCCAGGACUUUAGCAUGUGCAAGGAAGCCCUCGAGGUGCUCACUAUCUCGUUCAUUCUCAAUCCGAGCGCCAAUGAGGCGCUCAGCGGCGAUGCCAACUGGGCGAAAUUCAUCACCUCCAUUGUGCUGAAGAAUCCCCUGCGACACGUGCGACAGGUGGCCUCCGAGCAGCUAUUCCUCGCCUCCACCUACUGCGCCGGCGACCGACGUCCGUUCAUCUACAUGGUGAAUCUGCUGGUGAGAGCCCUGAAGACGCUGGUGCCCCAGUACGAGGCCACUUGCGCGGAGUUCUUUUCAGUUCUGUGUCGCACUUUGUCCUACGGUUGCAUCUACAAUUGGCCCCUGCAGAUUGGCGAGGAUCUGCUGGGGGACGAGAUCAAGUGGCUGCAGAAGAUACGAGAGAAUGUAAAGGCAACGGGGGACACACAGGUGCACGAGGAGCUGCUGGAGGGACAUCUGUGUUUGGCCAAGGAGCUGAUGUUCUUCCUGGUGCCCGAUUCGAAGGCCCAGCUCAACGAACUGAUACACGAGCUGAUCGAUGACUUUCUAUUUACGGCAUCGCGUGAAUAUCUGCAUUUACGACGACACGGCACCCUCAGGCAGGACACCGUACCACCGCCCGUCUGUCGUAGUCCACACACAAUAGCCGCCGCAUGCGAUCUCCUCAUAGCCUUGUGCCAGCUCUGUGUUCCUAAUAUGAAGCUACUCACCAAUACACUCAUUGAUUUCGUCUGCACGGACACCGAUCCGCUGAGGGAAUGGGACUAUCUGCCGCCGGUGGGCGCCAGGCCCAUCAAAGGUUUCUGUGGUCUGAAGAACGCUGGAGCCACCUGCUACAUGAACUCGGUGCUGCAGCAGCUGUAUAUGGUGCCGGCCGUGCGUGUGGGUAUACUGAAGGCCCAUGGAGCGGCCACCAACGAUGGCGAGGAUUUCAGCGGUGAUUCCGAGAUGACAAGCGCCAGUCUGGGUGCGGCCCUUUUUUCGGGGCCCUCAGCGGCGAUUGUCUCGUUUUCGGCCGCACUCGCCGGUGAUGAUGAGUCGACGUCCAUGCGCAAGAAUUACCAUGUGGUAAUCCUGAAGCAUGUCCAGGCCAUAUUCGCCCAUCUCGGCCACAGUGCGCUGCAGUUCUAUGUGCCACGCGGUCUCUGGACGCAUUUCAAGUUGCAAGGCGAGCCAGUGAAUCUGCGCGAGCAGCAGGAUGCCGUGGAGUUCUUUAUGUCACUGUUCGAGAGCCUCGACGAGGGACUGAAGGCUUUGGGACAGCCGCAGCUGAUGAAUGCCACGCUGGGUGGAUCGUUCAGCGAUCAGAAGAUAUGUCAAGAGUGCCCGCAUCGCUACUCCAAAGAGGAACCAUUUAGUGUAUUUAGUGUCGAUAUUAGGAAUCAUAGCUCAUUAACCGAAUCUCUGGAGCAGUACGUCAAGGGGGAGCUGCUCGAGGGAGCCGAUGCAUACCAUUGUGAUAAAUGUGAUAAAAAAGUAGUUACCGUUAAGCGGCUAUGUGUGAAGAAGCUGCCACCCGUGUUAGCCAUACAAUUGAAGCGCUUUGAAUACGACUACGAGCGCGUCUGUGCGAUUAAGUUUAAUGAUUAUUUUGAAUUUCCUCGUAUCCUGGAUAUGGAGCCCUACACAGUUUCUGGCCUAGCUAAGCUCGAGGGCGAAGUGGUGGAGGUGGGUGAUAAUUGUCAAACAAAUGUUGAAACAACAAAAUACGAACUGACGGGCAUUGUGGUGCACAGCGGCCAGGCAUCCGGCGGUCAUUACUUCAGCUACAUACUCUCCAAAAACCCAGCGAAUGGCAAAUGCCAAUGGUACAAGUUUGACGAUGGCGAGGUAACCGAAUGCAAAAUGCACGAGGAUGAGGAAAUGAAGGCUCAAUGCUUUGGCGGCGACUACAUGGGCGAGAUCUAUGACAACAAUCUAAAGCGUAUGCAAUAUAGACGUCAGAAGCGCUGGUGGAAUGCCUACAUGCUGUUCUACACUCGCUGCGAUCAGACACCGGUGCCGUUCGAGCCAAGCGUCGAGCAAUUGUCGCUCACUGAAAGCCGGAAUAUGGUACUGCCACUGCCCAAGCCCAUCGAGAGGAGCGUUAGACACCAAAACAUACGGUUUCUGCAUUCACGUAGCAUUUUCUCCGUGGAGUUUUUCAAUUUUAUCAAAAAGCUUGUCAGCUGUAGUAUACCCUCAGCGAGGAGCGAUAAGAUUACACCCGCUGCUGAGGAGCUGUCUCUUUUGGGCGUCCAAUUGGCAUCACAGUUUCUGUUCCACACUGGUUUUCGCACGAAGAAGUCGCUACGCGGCCCAGUCAUUGAAUGGUACGAUACGCUUUCACAUCACAUACGUUCCUCGGCGCUGGUGCGCAAAUGGUUUGCCAAUCAUGCCCUGCUGUCGCCGCCGUCGCGUCUCGGGGAAUACAUACUAAUGGCUCCAUCGCCGGAGGUGCGCGCCGUGUUUGUCAAGUUGGUUGUGUUCUUCUGCCAUUUCGCCAUUAACGAUGAACCACUGAUUGGCUACGAGGGCAGCAAUCUGUGCGAACAAGUGCUCAUCAGUGUGCUGCGGCUGCUCAAGUCCGAGGCUGCCGACUAUGGCAAGCACUUGCCCCACUAUUUCAGUCUGUUCAGCAUGUACGUGGGCCUGGGUACGCGCGAGAAGCAGCAGCUACUGAAGCUUAAUGUGCCGCUGCAGUUCAUGCUGGUGGCAUUGGACGAUGGGCCUGGUCCGUCCAUCAAGUACCAGCAUCCGGAGUUCAGCAAGCUCCAUCAAGUGGUGUCGCAUCUGGUGCGUUGCAGCGAUGUGAGCGACAAGUGCCAGAGCUCCAAUCAGACGGGCAGUCCUCAGGCCACUCCCCUGCCCAAUCCCUUCAAGGACUCCAGUGUGGCCCACGAAGAGCUAACACCUCUGUCCAGCGAGUGCAUGGACCUUCUAUUCAACAGAACUGGGUACAUCAAGAAGGUCAUUGAGGACACAAACGUUGGCGAAGAGGGCCUCAAGCUGCUUCAGUACUGCAGUUGGGAGAAUCCGCACUUCUCGCGGGCCGUCCUCACCGAACUGUUGUGGCAGUGCGGAUUCGCCUACUGCCACGAUAUGCGCCACCACACGGAUCUGCUGCUGAACAUCCUGCUUAUCGAUGACUCGUGGCAGCACCAUCGCAUCCACAAUGCCCUGAAUGGUGUGGCCGAAGAGCGGGAGGGUCUGCUGGACACGAUACAUCGGGCCAAGACGCACUACCAGAAGCGCGCGUAUCAAAUCAUCAAAUGUCUGACGCAGCUCUUCCACAAGUCACCGAUUGCCCUGCAAAUGCUGAACACAAAUCCGACCAUCACGCGCCACUGGAGCGUCGCAGUGGAGUGGCUCCAGGACGAGCUGGAGCGGCAGCGGGGCAUCGGGUGCCAGUACAACUCGUAUUCGUGGUCGCCGCCAGCACAGAGCAACGACAACACCAAUGGCUACAUGCUAGAGCGAUCGCAGUCGGCGAAGAACACCUGGAACAUGGCCUACGAGCUCUGCCCGGAGGAGGUUAGCGAGAAGACGGAUCAGGAUGAGAAUAACGAAUCCGACUUGGACUCUAAUCUGGAGGAGAACAAGCAGGAGGCGGGUCAGCAGCAGCCGCAGCCCACUACUGUGCAGACAGAGGCCGGUACGUCCGGCACUGAGCCGACGCCAGAGAACAAACCGAAUGCCAUAAUCAACAGUGACCAGUCUACGUGGCCGACUCGCAUCGAGACCAAUCCCAUUCCGCGUCUGUCGCGCCAGCUCUUUGGGGCCUACACAUCGACGGGCGGCAGCAGUCCCUUCGGAACGGUGGCCCCCACUGCCAUCAAUGCUGCAGCUACCACCAGCACGGGAGGAACUACUGGCGGCGGCACCACUGUGGGCGGCACGACGACUGGCAGCGGGGCGAACAGCGAGACUGAGAGCAGUGCCCAGGAGACGACCACAGUGGAGAACACAGCGAACAUAAACGGGUUGACCAACAGCCUUGAUCACAUGGAGAUAUCAUCUGUGAAGAAGAAAUAUCGCAGGAAAGAAAGGAGAAGAAAGCCAGAGGAAAAUAAUUAUGAAACGGCAGAGGAGUCGUCGGCGCCUGAGACAACAGCAGUGCCAGUACCCCCAACUGCAGAGGUCACAAAACCCAAGGCUGAAGCGGACACGGCAGCCUCAACCAACAUCAGCAGCAGCACGCCCACAAUAGCGAUAACAGCUCCCUCGAGCAGCGGUCAGCAGUCAGAUGCUGGAACGGCGAUAGAGAAAAACUAUAUUUGAAAAACAGAGAUUUAAAAACGAUAGGAUAUGAAAGAAUUGAAACCCAAGAAAACCGAAGAGUUCUUUACAAUAAAACACAUGUAAUCGCAGUUAUAAAAAGAGAGCAGAAAGGAGAGCAUUAACUUAGGAGGAAGGAGCAUCCGUAGCGUUAAGUGAACCAAAAACAGCCUGACAAUUCAAACGGUGCGGGUGUGUUAUAUUAGUGUGGAGCUCCCGCCGUUGAAAACGAGACUUAAGUGGGGUUAACAUACAUACGAUUACACCAUACACACACACACACACAAACACACACAAUUAUAGAGCGAAAUGCGUAGAUAUUAACAGAACAAAACAGAUAAAGGGCUGCAGAAGCAGUGCAAAUAUUACUCGUUCUCGUGUGAGCGAUGCGAGAGUCCAGACACGCAGCGCGGAAGGAAGGUGUUUACUAGUUAUCGAACUUUAUAAUUACCUUUCACCACAAGAGCUACACAACAGAUAUAGAUACUACAGAGAUACUGCAGAAAUGAUACAGACAGACACACAUCUUGAACACACACAAAAACACACGCGAGACAACAUAAAACAAAGAAAGAAAUAAACAAACAAACAAACAAAACACCCCACAACACACUCAUAAAUACUAAGAUGCGUUAAGUUGCACGUUUACAGUACCAUAUAAUUGUAUUUAUAUAGUAUAUAAAAUGAUGUAUUACGUAUUGAAGCCGAGGCAACCCCUAACCUUAAUACUAAUCGAAAACAAAACAAAAGAAAAGAAAAAUCAAAAACCAUAUAAUAAUGAAUACAUAUAUAAUAAUAAUAAUAAUUAAAUUACAAUACAAUCUAGGGGAAAACAAAAAACAAAAUAAAACACCACGAAAUCGGCUGAUUGUAAGAAGAAUUAGGGCAAGAAACCAAAUUGCAUCCAUCGUACUCUAUCAUACUCUCACUCUCGCCUGAAAACUGAAACUGAACACUGAAACUCUGUUUCCAUAAUCAUAUUUCAAUCGCGUAACUCAAGUAAAAUGGGAUGCUACUCGUAAUAUAAAUCAAAAAU
Messenger RNA from Drosophila subobscura, 10473 nucleotides. It is a transcript of the gene faf, whose product is annotated as probable ubiquitin carboxyl-terminal hydrolase FAF. Gene Ontology annotation, cellular component: nucleus; cytosol. Lineage: Eukaryota; Metazoa; Arthropoda; Insecta; Diptera; Drosophilidae. Bases 867 to 9440 code for a protein of 2857 amino acids. The transcript has 18 exons. Gene Ontology annotation, molecular function: cysteine-type deubiquitinase activity; cysteine-type endopeptidase activity. Gene Ontology annotation, biological process: protein deubiquitination; cell migration. The record is from RefSeq and is a predicted model, not a curated record.